Molecule: messenger RNA, 1566 nt
Organism: Mus caroli (Ryukyu mouse)
Lineage: Eukaryota; Metazoa; Chordata; Mammalia; Rodentia; Muridae
Gene: Sypl1
Product: synaptophysin like 1
Cellular component (GO): synaptic vesicle membrane; synaptic vesicle
Source: RefSeq, a predicted model, not a curated record
GCGAGUCUGGGGCCUAGGGAGCGCGCGUGCGCGGUAGGGACAGAGCUAGGCUUUGGGGAAGGGGGUGCGGCACACGCAUGGCUUCCAAAGCCAACAUGGUUCGCCAGCGGUUCAGCCGGCUGAGUCAGAGGAUGUCCGCCUUCCAGAUCAACCUCAACCCGCUCAAGGAGCCGCUCGGCUUCAUCAAGAUCCUCGAGUGGUUUGCCUCCAUCUUUGCUUUUGCCACCUGUGGUGGGUUUAAGGGCAAAACAGAAAUUCAAGUGAACUGUCCUAAAGUUGGUGGCAAUAAGAACCAGACUGUGACAGCUACUUUUGGUUAUCCAUUCAGGUUGAAUCAGGCAUCAUUUCAUACACCUCCAAAUGUCAAUGUGUGUGACGUGAACUGGGAAAAGCAGGUCCUCAUAGGUGAUUACUCCUCUUCUGCACAGUUCUACGUUACAUUUGCAGUCUUUGUGUUCCUGUACUGCAUUGCUGCCCUUGUGCUCUAUGUUGGUUACACGAACCUCUACCGGGAUAGUCGCAAACUGCCCAUGAUCGACUUUAUUGUUACUCUUGUUGCUACUUUUUUGUGGUUGGUGAGUUCCUCAGCCUGGGCUAAAGCUCUUACAGAUAUUAAAAUAGCUACUUGACACAGAAUUGUUGAGGAACUUGAUCCUUGUAACCCAGAAUCAGGAGUGUCUUGUUACUUUGCCUCUGUGACUAGUAUGGGGUCCCUGAAUGUAUCUGUGAUCUUUGGCUUUCUGAAUAUGAUACUUUGGGGAAGAAAUGUUUGGUUUGUGUACAAGGAUACAAGCUUACAUAGUCCAUCAAAUACAUCAGCUUCCCACAGCCAAGGCGGUGGCCCACCCACUUCUGGAAUGUAACUAAGGGGAGAAAUACACUGUAUGAAAUGUGUGCUCUAGUAUGCCUUGUUGCCAACACCUUGAGAAGCAUUAUUGUUUCUAAUAAAAAGUAAUGGCUUUUUCAGUAAAUUGGUGGGUUUAAAAAUGUGCUGCUUUUCUACUUAAAACGUGGCUUUUCUAGAAAUUUAAGAUGUAAAUGUAUUUUUACAUGAAAGUUUGAAAAUUCAGGAGCCUGUUAUGAGAUGAUGUUACUUUUAAUUGAACAAUAAUUUAACUAAGUUGCUUCUAAAGUGUUUACACCAUAAACUUUAACAUAAACCUUCAUUCAGAAAACAGUUAUGUCNUAUCAUAAUAUAGGAAGAAUGUGUUUGGAAAAUACACUACUGUUAGUUUGUACACAUCAUAUCUUUAAGGCUUGGCUUGUUUAAGAAAACCUUGAUUGUAUAAAUCAUAUUUAGAAAAAAUUAGUGCAAUUUUAUAUUUGAACAUUGUUCAUGUUAAAAAUUUUUUGAAUUGCAAAGACUGGGUCUAUAUUUUGUUUCUGUUUUUCUAAAUGAUCUGCUGUACUUAUUAGGUGUACUAAAAUUGUCUUAGAAGCAAGAGUUUGAAAAUUGUAACAAAUGUGUAGAGAUAACUUUGCACUUGUGUUGCAUGGGUAUAUUCAUUAUUUCCGGUGGUUUCUUAGGCUUGCAAAGAGCAUGGUUCCCAAGAUGGAUUUAUAUAU